Messenger RNA from Ahaetulla prasina, 4196 nucleotides. RefSeq names its product microtubule affinity regulating kinase 4 (gene MARK4). The coding region runs from base 88 to 2403 and encodes 771 amino acids. Gene Ontology annotation, biological process: intracellular signal transduction; microtubule cytoskeleton organization; protein phosphorylation. Gene Ontology annotation, cellular component: cytoplasm. NCBI's taxonomy places the organism in Eukaryota, Metazoa, Chordata, Lepidosauria, Squamata, Colubridae. The record is from RefSeq and is a predicted model, not a curated record. Gene Ontology annotation, molecular function: tau-protein kinase activity; ATP binding; protein binding. The transcript has 17 exons.
CGAACGCGCCGGGGCGCAUGAGUGGCCACUGGGAGGCAAGCGGCCGUCGUCGCCCCCCCCGCGUCCGGCCUUGGGCCGCGGGAGAAAAUGUCUUUGCGCAUCGCGCUGGCGGCGGGCAACGAGCGCAAUUCCGAGCCGCACCAGCGCUGCCCGGUGGUGACCCUGGAGCCUGCCCCCCUACCGGUGACGCCGCCGCUGUCUCCCCAGCCCUCCACCCUGGCCAGCAGCCGCUCCGAAAAGGGCUCCUCAUGGUCCAGCCGCUCGCUUGGCGCCCGAUGCCGCAAUUCCAUCGCCUCCUGCCCCGACGAGCAGCCCCACAUCGGCAACUACCGGCUGCUCAAGACCAUUGGCAAGGGCAACUUUGCUAAGGUCAAGCUGGCCCGACACAUCCUGACGGGCAGGGAGGUGGCUAUCAAAAUAAUCGACAAGACGCAGCUCAAUCCAACAAGUCUCCAGAAGCUCUUCAGAGAAGUCAGGAUCAUGAAGGGACUGAAUCACCCCAAUAUUGUGAAACUCUUUGAGGUGAUUGAGACGGAGAAGACCCUCUACCUGGUGAUGGAGUAUGCCAGCGCCGGAGAAGUUUUCGAUUACCUGGUUUCCCAUGGCCGCAUGAAGGAGAAAGAAGCCCGGGCCAAGUUCAGGCAGAUUGUCUCGGCUGUGCAUUACUGUCACCAGAAGAAUAUUGUACACAGAGACCUGAAGGCGGAAAAUCUGCUGCUGGAUGCGGAUGCCAACAUUAAAAUAGCGGACUUUGGCUUCAGCAACGAAUUCACGCUCGGCUCCAAGCUGGACACCUUCUGCGGAAGCCCCCCCUAUGCCGCCCCGGAGCUCUUCCAGGGCAAGAAGUACGACGGGCCGGAGGUGGACAUCUGGAGCCUUGGGGUCAUUCUGUACACCCUGGUCAGUGGCUCCCUGCCUUUUGAUGGGCAGAACCUCAAGGAGCUGCGGGAGCGCGUGCUGCGUGGCAAGUACCGUGUCCCCUUCUACAUGUCCACGGACUGCGAAAACAUCCUGAGGCGCUUCCUGGUGCUGAAUCCUGCCAAGCGCUGCACCCUGGAGCAAAUAAUGAAGGACAAGUGGAUCAACAUCGGCUAUGAAGGAGACGAGCUGAAGCCUUACCGAGAACCUGAGGAGGAUUUUGCGGAUGCCAAGCGCAUAGAGGUCAUGGUGGGCAUGGGCUACAGCCGGGAGGAGAUCAAGGAGGCCCUGGCCAACCAGAAGUACAAUGAGGUCACAGCCACCUACCUGCUGCUGGGCAGGAAGAACGAGCAGGUGGAAGCGGGGGAGUCCCGUACAGGCAGCAGCCUCUCGCUGGCCCGAACACGGCCACCCAGCGAGGUCUCCAACGGCACCAGCAAGUCCUCCUCACACGCUAAGGGCCAACGGAGCUCCUCCACAUACCACCGGCAACGGCGGCACAGCGAUUUCUGUGGCCCUUCCCCCACCCCCCUGCACCCCAAGCGGAGCCCCACCAGCACCGGGGAUGGGGAGCUGAAGGAGGAGCGCAUGCCCUCGCGCAAGGCCAGCUGCAGCGUGGUGAGCAGCGGCCGGGGGGGCCUCCCGCCCUCCAGCCCCAUGGUGAGCAGCGCAAACAACCCCAACAAAUCGGAGAUCCCCGACCGGCGCAAGGACAGUGCGGUCAACACGAAUAACAUCCCGUCCAGUAUGAUGACCCGGCGGAACACCUAUGUCUGCACGGAGAGGCCUGGGGGCGACCGCCACUCCCUGCUCCAGAACGGGAAGGAGAACAGCUCAGGUGCCAGUCGGGUGCCGCCGGCCUCCCCCUCCAGCCACAGCAUCGCCACCUCCUCCUCCUCCUCCGACCGCACCAGGCUCUCUCGCGGCACCAACAUCCGCAGCACCUUCCACGGGGGCCAAGUGCGGGACCGACGUGGCACCGGUGUGCAGAACGGGCCGCCCCCCUCUCCCACCCUCUCCCACGAAGCCCCCACUCUGCCUCAGAGCCGCAGCCGGGCCACCUCCAACCUGUUCAGCAAACUGACCUCGAAGCUCACACGGAGGGUCGCAGACGAACCUGAGAGAAUCAGGGGACCUGCGCUCACAAGUUGCAAUCUACCUUGGCAUCAAAAGGAAGCAGAACCCCGGCUGCUCCGAUUUACCUGGAAUGUGAAGCUGACCAGCACCCGCUCCGCCGAGGCCAUCCUGGCCGCCCUCUGCCAGGCCACGGACUCUGCCAACUGCUGCCGCCGCCAGACGGAGCCCUUCGUCCUCUCCUGCACCCAUGGGAAGAGCGCCAAUGAGCACUUCUGCUGCUUCGAGGUGGAGGUCUGCCGGCUGCAGCGGCUGGGGGGGUUGCACGGGGUGCUCUUCCGGCGCCAGGCUGGCACCUCCCUGGCCUUCCGCAGUCUGGUGGCCAAAAUCACAGACCAGCUGCAACUCUAGGGUGGCCCAGCCUGCUCCGUGCAUUGACUGACCCCCCAGGCUGGGGAGCCAUGCGGGGGAGGACGUGACCCCGGGGCCUCCCAGCCUCCCUCCGGGGGCCCAGGCGGUCCUUGGACCCACCUCUGCUGCCAGUGGGACCAGCUGCUGCCUGCCAGCCUGUCAGUGGUGCUAGGAGGGGCACAGGGGGAGGACAGGAGGGAGGGGAGAAUAAGGGGGGCUGGCAGGGAAGGGCGCUGGCCCCUUCUCUGGCCCCUAAUUGGGUGAGGGAAAGGCUAGCUGGCCUUCCCUUUCCCGAGUCACAUGGGGGGAACUGCAGGCGAGGCUCAGAUGCGCCCCCUGCUUCAUCCAUUGUACAAAGGGGACCCCUGCCCAUUGUGCUGUGGCCACCAGCCAUGACCCUUUCACUCGCCACCUCAUUGCCAUCCAGACUCCAGGAGCCAAAGCGCUUUCAUUUCCCAAAAUGGAGGGGGAGCGGUUUCGGGGCUUGCCCAUAGAGUGUCCUGCCUCCCUUUCCUGGCACCCACAAAGGAUCAUACACAAACACACACACACAUCCUGGGCUCCACUCUGGCUGGAGAACUGGCGAGAAGAGCUGCUGCCCCCAGGAAUUCAAACAUCCUCCAGGAUAAAGGGAACUAGUGCGGUCUGGGUCAGCGGGGGAGGGGUUGGGCAGGGGAAUAGAGCAGAGUAGUUCAACUGAGCCAGGAAGGGCCACCCGACUGGCAAAGGGGUCUGGGUCUUCGCAGUACUAUAUCCAGCCUUGCCUUCAGUGGCAGCACCAUUCGCACCCGACUGGGCAGGCAGCUGUGCCCUCGGGCAGUUUGGGCACCGGAGGUCCUCCUGCCCAAAGGCCUGUGGGCCAGAAGCUUUGCUUUGCUGGCUGAGGAAUUCUGGGAGGUGAAGUCCACAAGUCUAAAAGUUGCCAAGGUUGGAGACCCGUGCUCUAUAUUUUCUUAUCUGGAGGGCUUCGGAGCUUUUCAUAGGCAGUAAAGCAUUUGGCUCCACUUAACCUGAUGCCAGGAAUAGCUUUACCAGCUAAGUUGAUGCCAUCUGUAGGACUCUUUAAGGGUAAAAUUCAACAAGAGCAGCGGGCAGCAGGCAGAACUCUCAUGUCUCCAUGCAGACCUCGUGACCGGACUAAGAACCAAGUCUGAAGCUUGAAGAAAGUGGAGCCAGGACCCCACUCGGAAGGGGCUGGUCCUCCUGAGUGGGUGGAGGGGCCAGGAGUCAGUCACCUUGACGGCUGCUGGCCAUCUCACUGGAGUGGGCACGAGUUGGUGAUGCUGAGUGCCCAAGAAGCUCUGCUUCAGUGCAGCAGGAAGCCCAUGCUGGAUGGCAGGUUGGCACCUCUCAGCCCUGAGAGUUUGGGGCCCAGCAGCGAGGAGGAGCCGUGGAGGGGGACUGGCAUAGCGGGUGGCACAGCUGCCAGGUGCCCUGGGCAUGGGCAGGGUGGAGCUGUUUGGCCAGGAUAAGUGGGCGGACAGGCAGAGACACAGCUGCUGAUGGGAGAGUUGGCCACUCCAGUGGGGAAAGCUGCAAUGCCCCGCUCCCUCCUUCCCCCCCCCCGGCUUUCCUUUGUUUACUGGGUGCCCCUGCUGUGACUUCCCCCCUCCCCUCAAAUCUGGCCUCUUGGGUGCCCCCCACUCUGUACAAACCCCCUGUAAAUAAUAGUCCCUUAGCCCCGUAUCACUGGGUAGAGAGAUUAAGCGCCACCUUUUCACCUCUGGACGAUGUAAGUUAUUCCGGCCCCAAAUGAUGGUCGUGUCCAACCCUCAAUAAACGUAGAAACUCUC